Rotaria sp. Silwood1 is the source of this 309-nucleotide messenger RNA. Lineage: Eukaryota; Metazoa; Rotifera; Eurotatoria; Philodinida; Philodinidae. The record is from the annotation of a GenBank genome assembly.
AUGUGUCGGAAGUGUCGUGGAAUAAUGUGUCAAGAUUGGCAUCAUCGUUUAAAUACUGACUUAAACCAUAUUACACAUCCACAUUUUUAUGCAUUUAUUCGUGCAAUUCAAAACGAUCAUGCCUAUAAUUCAGCAAUAUUAUUACGUCAAUUAGCAACUGGAACAUUACGACCACGAAAAAAAUUAUUUGUUAAUCGAAAUGCUCGGCUACAAGAUUUAGAAAAUCGUUAUAAACAACAGACAUUAAGUUUAGAAACGUUUCUUGAAAAAGUUAUGCGAUUAAUUGAUACUUUAAUAAUAUCAUGGUAA